AUGGGGGGCCCCAAGACCAAGUUUGCACGAGAGACGCAAGAUCGGCUUUAUCAGAGCAGGACAUUCAAAAGAAAACAGGAAACAAGAAAACGAUCUCGUAUCGAAUAUGUACAAGACUCAUCAGACAAGUAUGACUCCAGGGAUGUGGACAGGUUAUGGAAGGAUGAUGUUUUGGUUGACGGUUAUCUGGAGUGGUGCCACUUUGUGGUGGAGGACACCUUGAAGAUGAUCGAUGAGAGUCAUCAGUGGAGAAAAGAAUUCAAACUGAAUGGUGGAUUGACCUUUCUCUGUUCAAAGUCUCUAUUUGAGUCUGGCAUGCAUUAUUUCCACGGCUAUGAUAAAGAGGGCAACAAACUGUUCUGGUUCAGGGUUAAGUUGCACAUGAAGGAUGUGAAGAUGUUGACGGAGAAGAAAAUGUACGUGGCCUUCUGGUUGGAGAGCUACGCCCGACGGGAACCGGGGAUUCCCCUCACAGUGAUCUUUGACAUGUUUGAAGCGGGUCUAAGCUGCGUUGACAUGGAUUUGAUCAAAUAUAUAAUCAAUUGCUUCCAGGUGUAUUACCCUAGAUUGUUCUCCAAAAUGCUCAAGUACGAGAUGCCAUGGAUCAUGAAUGCGGCAUUGAAAAUAGUGAAGAACAUGCUCAGUCAAGACGCCAUCGACAAGCUGAAGUUUGUGUCCAAGAGUGACAUCCAGAACUAUGUUGAUGGGGAGCAUCUCCUGUCUUACAUGGGAGGAACUUACCCAAUCAAAUUCAGUUACCCGCCGUUGCCUGAUGACGUCUUCCAGAACCCCAUACCAGAGACUGGACAAGAGGAUGACACAGAGUCAAAGGAUGAUGACCUGGAGGCCAAGGAUACUCUGGUGCCGAGCUCUCCUACACUCAGAACCAGAAAUGUUGUCCUUCGUUCCCCUUACGACACUCCUUGGCAGGUAUACUUGGCACAGGAUGGGGACAAUGAUGGCUCCAUCAGAUGGAAAGGAUCCCGUAGGCCAACCAUCACUUUCAAAGGCACCUUACUCUAUAUCAGUCCUGAUGAUUUGUGCUUUGGCCACAGAGAGGGUGAGAAGAGAUGUCUGAUCAUGCUUAGUAAUGUCACCAAAAACCAAGUGGCCUUCAAGGUGCGUACCACAGCCCCAGAGAAGUACAGGGUGAAGCCAAGCAGUAGCAGUUGUGGGGCGGGCGAGAGUAUGGAAAUCACUGUGUCCCUGCAUGGAGGGUUCCUGUGUUCUCCUCAGGAUCGCUUCUUAAUCAUGGCUGCUGAGAUGGAGCUACGUAGCGGUGGGGGGAGCACAGACCUCACCCAGUUCUGGAAGGGUGUCCCAAAGGCUAAAAUAAUGGAGCACAGGCUGCGGUGUCGCAUGCUGGAGGGCAUCAAGUCGGCACUCAGCCCUUUGACUGACAGGUCUCACAAAAUGGAGAUCAAUGGCUACCAAGACAAGCACAUCAUGGUCUUUCAGUAGAUGGCCAGCAGCUCCAGGCUGGAACAGAAGGUGGACUGUUGCCUGUGGUGGCAGAAGCUCUUGACUGUACUGGUGACUGCACUGACGGCCUUGGGCUUCUCCGCCCUCUACAUACAGUACACUGGGGAGUGGCCAUUUUGAAACUUUCCUACAGUGGAGGAAGAAGACCAAAGACCAGUUACAGUGGAGUUAGGAUGAAAGGGGAUUUCUGAUUGGAGCAGAAAUAUGAGGAACUACUCGCAAUCCACUCUCUGGCCUUUGGACACUGAAUUUAAUUAUAUUUCCACACUAUCAGGUUGGAAUAAUACUGUGAAAUUAUGAAAGUAAUAAUAAUGCCCUUUUAGUGUAAGAGCUGUUUGAGUGGGUGAUGGCUAGAAGGGAUCUAGCUUUUGUCUUGACUUUUCGUAGCAGGUUAGGAGAAUUAGGUUAUGGUUGGAAACUUUUUACAUUAAUUUGACAAAAGCUGGAGCCCUUCUCGCCAUGACCAUUUUGAUGGUAUGGAGUUUUAGCCUGCCUGGUGACCAUGUUUUCAGUUAAAAUCACAGUAAGGUACUUAAUUGUUACCCAGAAAAUGAUUUGAUAUUGAGAUAAAAACAGCUGCAUUGGACCUUUUCAACCUAUCUUCUGAAUGAUGUCUAACUAGAACUAUUUACUAUGGGUUUAUAUGAAUGCAAGACCAUGGAUAUAAUUUUAUAGCCAACAUGUCAUCUUGGUGUUUUCACAGUGUAAUUUACGUUGUUACAUUACAUUGUAACAGUCCUGUAGCAUUUCCCCUCGCUUCAGCUGAAGAAGCAGAACCAGCCAAAUACCUACAUGCACUCUAUGAA
Oncorhynchus tshawytscha (Chinook salmon) is the source of this 2288-nucleotide messenger RNA. Its product is annotated as motile sperm domain-containing protein 2-like. The coding region runs from base 1 to 1461 and encodes 486 amino acids. NCBI's taxonomy places the organism in Eukaryota, Metazoa, Chordata, Actinopteri, Salmoniformes, Salmonidae. The transcript has 16 exons. The record is from RefSeq and is a predicted model, not a curated record.